GUUUAGAGCUGUUAGGAACCACAGAAAUAAUCUUGUUCAGAUCCCUCAGUUUACAGGUGAGAAAAGUCCCAGCUGGGUGAAGUGCGCUGUGGCCAAAUCUGCUAUGGCCAAAUCUGCUAGUACUGUAGUUAACAGCUGACCCUGAACCCGUGCCCUUGGAAGAGGCUGCUGGCCACCACUCAUUUUCACUAAAGAGGAAACAGGCUGAGAAAAAGAAGUGAUCCACCCAAUCAGCAAGCAUUUAUUAAUUGCCUACUAUAUGCUAGGCAUUGUGCCGGGCGGGGUGUGGGUAGGCAGGCACGCGGCCCCACUUCGGAAACAAGAGGAAGGCUACUGUUACGUGUAGACGGGCUUCGAGGCAGGUGACCCCGAGAGAGAAGGCUCCCCGCGGAAGGCGGGAUUUUAGCUGGGUCCAGAGGGCGGCCCGAGAGGCCACAAAACGCGGGGCUGGGCCUGGGGCCGCGCUCGCUCUGAGGCUGUUCUUGGGUGGGGGGGACCGCGGGAGGAGGCGAGUCAAACGCCCACAGAAACAAAGACGAGCUAAGCCCCAAUGGCCACAUCAAACUCCCGGCGCGUCCACGUGGGGAGGGGCGGGGCAGAGGCUCCGGUCCCCCGGGCCGAGUUUCUACGGAGGCCGACGAGGAAAGGGGCCCUCAGUACGAGAGGCUCGACCAUGCCGCCGUCCUCGGCGAUUUCCUGCCGGACCGGCGGACUGAAGCCGACCGGCGCCACGUGAUGCGGGGCGCGGCCUCUUUAAGAGGGGACUCUUCUCCCCCCCACCCCCCGCGUGCUCGCGCCCACGCUCGUGCCCGCCGGCUCCCGCCGCUGCCGCGUCUGCAUCGCUGCCGCCAUCAUGAUCUGCCUGGUGCUGACCAUCUUCGCCAACAUCUUCCCCUCAGCCUGGACCGGCCUGAACGAGCGGACCUUCCUGGCCAUCAAGCCCGAUGGCUUCCAGCGGCGCCUUGUGGGCGAGAUCAUCCGGCGCUUCGAGAAGAAGGGCUUCAAGCUGGUGGGGCUGAAGCUGGUGCAGAAACGUCAUUCAUGGCAGUGACUCGGUGGAGAGUGCCCGCCGCGAGAUUGCCCUCUGGUUCCGUGCAGAUGAGCUGCUCUGCUGGGAAGACAGCGCCGAUCGAUGGCUGUACGAGUAGUUGGCCCUGCGACAGCUUCCUUAGGGGUACGACUGGGAAGAAAGGGCAUUGCUUGUGCACCUGAACUUCCCUCCAGGUCCAUGACCAAACCCAUUCCUCCUCUUCAACUCCUAGUUUACAAACUGAGGCCUGAGUAAAAGGUUCUAUAGGAAAAUUCUCCCCAGGCUGGCUCCUGGGUUGCGUUGCCUUGCCUCUCAGAAGUAUCUCUGGGUGUGAGGAGGGGUUGGCUUUCUCCUGGUGAAAACAAUUACCUGGGAAUGGGGAGAUACCUGUGAGCUGAACUCAGACGACUUCGGGUACCGAGGCCAGUGGAGGUGUGGUUGAAUUUGGCUUCAUCUUAUGCUUCCUUGGGAGAUGGGGAACAGGAGGUGUUUUUGGCAAAAAUAAUCACUGGGUAAAUACCCUCAGUACACCGUGCUCUAGCAGGUCUAUGUCUGUCUGCAAGUUAUUUAGUGGGUGAAUAGAGCUAGAACAGAAUUGUUUUGGUGUUGAUUUCCUUCUACCCCAGAAAUGCCUUUGGAGAACAGUACCAUUCCCUGAGCCUGGCUGUGACAGCUAUUCUUAGGGUAGCUGUCUGUAAGUUGGAAAACAUCAAACUGAACCUGGGAGGCCAAGGGAGCUCAAUGACAUGGUCAUCCUGGGUGGUUGGGGUGGACAGGAUGAACAGAGGGAAUCAUACAGCUCUGGUAGCCAGGUCAGGACCUGAAUUGAAGUGAUCUUCCCUUUGAGCUGCAGCUUCUCUUCUCCCUUCCCCUGGGCAGGAUGUUUAUGGCACAAAGGAAACGCAACAGGUUUUAAAAAAAUAAAUCCUGUAAAAACCUU
Molecule: messenger RNA, 1970 nt
Organism: Phascolarctos cinereus (koala)
Lineage: Eukaryota; Metazoa; Chordata; Mammalia; Diprotodontia; Phascolarctidae
Gene: NME3
Product: NME/NM23 nucleoside diphosphate kinase 3
Biological process (GO): CTP biosynthetic process; GTP biosynthetic process; UTP biosynthetic process
Molecular function (GO): nucleoside diphosphate kinase activity
Source: RefSeq, a predicted model, not a curated record